Messenger RNA from Camellia sinensis, 1229 nucleotides. NCBI's taxonomy places the organism in Eukaryota, Viridiplantae, Streptophyta, Magnoliopsida, Ericales, Theaceae. The record is from RefSeq and is a predicted model, not a curated record.
CUUGCCUCAAAAGAAAUAUGGGCUUCUUUGGUCUGUUUGGCAGAGAAAUCUUGUCGAUUUUCGAAAAAAUAAUCCCGCGUCCUCCUUCACCACCACCACGUCCUCCUCCUCCUCCUCCACGUGAGCCAUCUCCGCCACCGCCACCGCCACCGCCACCGCUACUGCCACCGCCACCGCCAAAACCCUACAGACAACCAACCCAUCCCUUCAUCUUCCCACAAACCCAAUCCACAAUCCUUCCUGACCCAUCCCUCUUUUUCUCUCCCCACCUACUCUCUUCCCCUCUACCUACCAAUUCCUUCUUCCAAAACUUUGUUCUAAAAAAUGGUGAUCAACCCGAAUACAUCCACCCUUAUCUCAUCAAAUCUUCUCUUUCCUCUCUCACUCUAUGCUACCCAUCUCAGUCCUCUAACUCUUCCUUCAUCUACCAGAUUUUCAAUCCUGACCUCACCAUCUCUACAUUAAACAAACCCAACCCAUAUGCAACCCACAUUGUUUCUUCAUUCAGUGAUCUUAGUGUCACUCUUGACCUUCCUUCUAGCAAUCUCAGGUUCUUCCUCGUUAGAGGAAGCCCUUAUUUGACCUGUGUUGCUACCAAUGGUGUUUCCCUUUCGAUUUCUACAGUUCAUGCCAUUCUUCAAAUCUCUCCCAACAGUUCUCUCACUAAAUGCACCAUUAAGCUCAACAACUUCCAGACAUGGCUUCUCUACGCUUCUUCACCAAUUAAUCUGAGUCAGGACGUUUCUUCUAUAAUUUCUAAUGGGUUUUCUGGCAUAAUUCGGAUUGCUAUUGUACCAAAUUCUGACCCACGAUACGAAUCAAUCCUUGAUCGGUUCAGCCGUUGUUAUCCGGUAUGUGGUGAUGCCCUAUUUUCCAAUCCAUUUUCUUUGGAGUAUAAAUGGGAUAAGAGAGGUUGGGGAGAUUUGCUCAUGCUUGCCCACCCUCUUCAUCUUUAGCUUCUUUCAAGCAGUGAUAGUAAAAUCACUGUUUUGGAUGAUUUCAGGUAUAAAAGCAUUGAUGGAGACCUUGUGGGUGUUGUUGGAGAUUCAUGGGUAUUGAAAUCCAGCCCUGUUUCUGUAACUUGGCACUCACUUGGAGGCAUCAAUGAAGAAUCAUACCCUGAAAUUGUUGCUGCACUAAUCAAAGAUGUUGUGGCUCUCAAUCCAGCAACAACAUCAACAACAUCAUCAUCUUAUUCUUAUGGAUAACAGAUUGCCAGAGCAGCAAGA